GUGCACGGGUGUGUGAGGACAAGGACCAACAUUCACCAUGGUGAAGCUGGGUUGCAGCUUCUCCGGGAAGCCGGGCAAAGACCCUGGGGACCAGGACGGGGCUACCACGGACAGCGUCCCUCUGAUUAGCCCCCUGGAUGUCAGCCAGCUCCAGCCACCAUUCCCUGACCAGGUGGUUAUCAAGACACAGACGGAAUACCAGCUGUCCUCCCCGGACCAGCCAAAGAAGUUCCCCGACCUGGAGGCCCAGAAGCUGGCCUGUAACCACCCAGAGGAAGGGCGCAGGCUGCCCACAGCGCGGAUGAUCGCCUUUGCCAUGGCGCUCCUGGGCUGUGUCCUAAUCAUGUACAAGGCCAUCUGGUAUGACCAGUUCACCUGCCCGGACGGCUUCCUGCUUCGGCACAAGAUCUGCACCCCGCUGACCCUGGAGAUGUACUACACCGAGAUGGACCCCGAGCGCCACCGCAGCAUCCUGGCGGCCAUCGGGGCCUACCCGCUGAGCCGCAAGCACGGCACCGAGACGCCCUCGGCCUGGGGGGAGAGCNUUGGGGGGGCUCAGCCCGCCCCCGGCCGGCACCUGUGA
This is a messenger RNA of Ailuropoda melanoleuca (giant panda), 583 nucleotides long. RefSeq names its product calcyon neuron specific vesicular protein (gene CALY). The coding region runs from base 38 to 583 and encodes 181 amino acids. Gene Ontology annotation, molecular function: clathrin light chain binding. The record is from RefSeq and is a predicted model, not a curated record. Gene Ontology annotation, cellular component: endosome; membrane. The transcript is spliced from 6 exons. Gene Ontology annotation, biological process: clathrin coat assembly; endosomal transport. Lineage: Eukaryota; Metazoa; Chordata; Mammalia; Carnivora; Ursidae.